AAACUCUCCUGGAUGACUUCCUUCUCACGUACACGGUCUUCAUGACGACUGAUGACCUGUGCCAGGCACUUCUGAGGCACUAUUGUGCUAAGAACCACCAAGGGAAAGAAGACGACUCUGAUGUGUCCUGCAGGAAACGAAAAGUCUUGCAUUUGGUGUCUCAGUGGACUUCUCUCUACAAAGACUGGUUACACGAAGAUGAGCAUUUAAAACAAUUUUUAAAGACAAUAUACAGGAAUGUGUUAGAUGAUGUGUAUGAAUAUCCCAUUCUUGAGAAGGACCUGAAAGAAUUUCAGAAGAUACUUGGGAUGCAUCGUCGUCACACUGUAGAUGAGUAUUCACCUCACCGAAAGAAUAAAACCUUUUUCCACCAGUUCAGUGUAAAGGAGAACUGGCUGCAGCACAGAGGAACCAUGAAUGAAACAGAAGAAAUUUUCUGCCGUGUGUAUAUAACAGAGCACUCGUACGUCAGCGUGAAAGCUCAAGUAUCCUCUUCAGCUCAGGAGAUACUGAAGAUUGUAGCAGAAAAGAUCCAGUACCCGGAGGAGGAGUUGGCGCUGGUGACAGUCACGUUCUCUGGUGAAAAACAUGAACUACAACCAAAUGACUUGGCUAUCUCGAAGUCUUUCGAGUCAUCCGGUCGUAUGUUUGUCUACCGAAAAGAUCCGUCUGAUUCUUUGAACCCAUUUGCUGAAAAUGAGGAAUUGCAGCAAAGGUCUGUGAGAAUUUUGGGAAUCAACACUUGGGAUCUGGCCUUAGAACUAACAAACUUUGACUGGAGCCUCUUCAAUGCAAUUCAUGAGCAAGAGCUGAUAUACUUCACGUUCAGCAGACAGGGCAGUGCUGAAAACACUGAGAAUCUCAGUCUUCUGCUUCAAAGAUGCAACGAGGUCCAGCUUUGGGUUGCCACCGAGAUACUUCUCUGCAGCCAGCUCUGCAAACGUGUACAGCUAGUCAAAAAGUUCAUCAAGAUUGCUGCCCACUGUAAAGCCCAAAGAAAUCUGAAUUCAUUCUUUGCUAUUGUUAUGGGUCUCAACACUGCAUCUGUCAGCCGGCUGUCUCAGACGUGGGAGAAAAUUCCUGGGAAGUUCAAGAAACUUUUCACUGAACUUGAAAGCUUGACGGACCCUUCUCUGAAUCACAAAGCUUACAGAGAUGCAUUCAAGAAAAUGAAAUCUCCGAAAAUCCCCUUCAUGCCCUUACUUCUGAAAGAUGUAACAUUCAUCCACGAAGGAAAUAAAACUUUUCUGGAUAACCUUGUUAAUUUUGAAAAGCUGCACAUGAUUGCAGAUACUGUUCGGUCACUGAGACACUGCAGAAAUAACCAGUUUGGCAAUGAAGUUCCUUCGAAAGAGCAUCACGAGCUGAAGCCAUACAUCCAUCACCUGCAUGUCAUCGACAACCAGCAAGCUCUGUUUGAGCUUUCUCACAGGAUAGAACCGCGAGCGUGAGCGUACACAGCUUCAUAUAACCGUGUAACUGCAGCACUUUGAAUUAAGUGAAUGUUUAUGCCAAGCAUGUUGCUUCCCUAUAUAAGAACAGUUUACUGAGUUUUAUCAGUAGCUCACACAACAUGCACAGGAAAAUCAGGCAGGAGCCAGCAAAGGAGCUGCUCACGGAGUUGCAGGGCAAGCUUGGUGCCAUCCCCACUGGUCACCAGGACGGGAGGGAGUGGAGCAGCAUCCUUUGAGCUCAGGAGCUUGGUUUCUGUGAAAAUAUUGUUUGGUCCAGUGUAUCUUUCAAUGCAGAUUCUGCCAGUAUUAGAAUGAAAGGAAUCAUGUCACAGCAGCAAGACAUUUCAGCAAGCAACAUGCCGCAAGGGGCUUGAUUCUCGGUUCACCUCAGCGCGUACCUCACUAAUUCAAGGCUGCCCAAGUAUGUUGCCAAAAAUACUGUGCAAUCUGUGCAGCUCCCCUGACUCCACUGGAGCAUCUUAUUUGAGAUAAGUGUUGACAACCAAGCAUGGGAGUACAAAAAGACAGCGCGCCGGAUGAGACUCAAGAGCGCGGCGUGACGUGGAGGUCAGCAGUAAACAGUUCACGCUGUUACGGCCCCUUAAGAAUCUGCUUUCUGAAA
Messenger RNA from Leptosomus discolor (cuckoo roller), 2076 nucleotides. The record is from RefSeq and is a predicted model, not a curated record. NCBI's taxonomy places the organism in Eukaryota, Metazoa, Chordata, Aves, Leptosomiformes, Leptosomidae.